UGAUGGGCUGCCUGCGAUGACCCUGACGGCUGUUUGCCUGAGGCGGGAGUGUCUGAAGACUGACUUGCUGGAGAUCUGCUCCGAUGGCGGAUGGUGCGAGCCAUGCUCAAUACAGACUCGGCAUCGCGGCGGAUGUGUGGUGCCAUGUGCGGACGGGACGGCAGCGCCGAUGGAGCCGGCGACGGCCGGGACAUGUCUGCGAGCGUCUCCGUGUCUUUGGAGUGUGUCCUUCCUUGCUGUGGCAUGUGUCUGUGGCAGACUUAGAGGCCGGCUCGGCUGUGGAAGGCGACCUCUCCGCCAUGUCCUCCGAACGAUCUGCCGUUUCGGAGUUGUCGGCGAGACACGGGCGAGACACGGGCGAGAGCGUCCUCGCGCGCGUCACGUGCCGGGGCGGAUGCGAAAUUGCAUCGGCGCUGUGGGGCUUUGCUGGCUGCGAUCGCAUCGUCGGUGUGAUCGCCUCGCUGAUGCAAUCGCAUCGCCGAUGCGGUUGUGUCGCAGCAACCAAACCCCUCUACACAGGUGCCGCCACAGACAAGUCGCGCUGUGAGCUCCGGCGUAUCAUGGGGGGAAGAUUCCCUUUCAGCGAGGGGCGCCGGACACAUCCCCGACAGGCGGGCCCGGCCUGGCUCCUCCGCAUGCGCAAUGCGCGGAGGAUAUCUGCGUGACGGCGAUGGAUCCGGAUCCUGCGACGGCCCGGCGCUGCUCGUCUGCGCGAGCCGCUGGCAAAGCGCAUGCUGGUCUGGCUUGGGCGCGGCUCACAGCCCAGCC
Polychytrium aggregatum is the source of this 768-nucleotide messenger RNA. RefSeq lists its product as uncharacterized. The transcript has a single exon. Lineage: Eukaryota; Fungi; Chytridiomycota; Chytridiomycetes; Polychytriales. Bases 84 to 665 code for a protein of 193 amino acids. The record is from RefSeq and is a predicted model, not a curated record.